UCUUAUGAGUGUGAAGCAGGAUGUGCUUGAGUGCCAAGGGGCUCAGCUCGGUGAGGCCAAAUCAAAUGUUCUCCGCAAACUGCUUAAAAGGGGCAGCUCAUAUGAAGAUAACAUGAUACCCUUUUCUGGUGCCACUAUCAUCACGAACCUACUGAAGAGCAAUAAGGCAAUGAGAGGAACAGGAGGCAGGGAGUCAGUGAUCCCCAGGAAAGCAGAACCUGAACUAGUACAGGAGGACACUUGCAGCAACUCAUCCCAGGAGAGCUCUGAAGAGUGUCUCUCACCAUUUGGAAAAAUCUCACUGGACCACUUGGACUCUGAGCGGCUAAAUGAAGAGCACCUUCGGGCCAAGCGUGCUCGUGUCGAGAACAUAAUUCGUGGAAUAAACCACUUACCAAAUGUGAUGGCAACCUCUAUCUCUAGUGGAAAGGAUUGUGAGCGGGAGUUAGAGGAAGAGACCAACAUUACUGCACAGUCUGUCAGCCCAAGAGAAAGCAAUCGAGAGUGGGAGAGAGAGGGAGGAAAAAUUAUUAUCAGUAGGAGGAGGAUGGCUUUAUUUAGGUGGUUUGUUUACAUAAAUAAGCAGAAGAAUUUUGAAGAACGCAGGCAGCUGAAACUACAGCUGGAAGACAUGCAGAAACAGCUGAAACAGCUUCAAGAAAAGUUCUUCCAGAUCUAUGACAGCACAGAUUCAGAAGCAGAUGGAGGGACUCUCUCAGAAGACAGUGCACGAUCUAAUGGGAUGUUAGGUGAUGGUGGCAUCAGUGAAUAUCUCAUUCAAAAUUCUGUGGCUGAUCGAUCUGAUAAUGAGAUAGCAGACUUGGAUCCAAGAUGCUUUCUGGAUGAAGCGAAUUCCCUGCACCGUGAACAAGUAUUGCUGGAUGGAGAGAUGGCCAAACAGGAAGGUUCUUUGAGGAACAAAGGUUUGAUGUCUAUGCAUGAAGCAGGCAAACGUCUGGCAAAAACCCUUAAGCAGGAGCUAAACUCUGCCAUGUCUCAAGUGGUAGACACCGUGGUGAAUGUUUUUUCGAAACCUCCACAGCCACCGUUACAAGUAUUCCCAUCACUCCCAGCAAAUGAGGACCACUUUGCUUUUAACGGGGACAACCCAAACUUCCACACUGCUAAUGAGAGACUGCAGUGCUUUGGUGAUGUUAUCUUUCCAAGCCCACUUGACCCGUUUGUCGGGGUCCGUCUUCCUCGUGCCAACGAUCAGACGGAGGCACUACCACUGGUAGUACGAAAGUCUGCAUCUGAACACCACCAGUCCUCAGAUUCUGGAGCUCAGAAUGGUCACCCUCAUCCCUCCUUACACCCUUCUUCUCUUUCUGGAAACACAGGCUUCAUCUCCCCAUCAUUCCGUCACCCAUUUUCAUUUCCUCUUGUGGGUUACUCAUUUCAGAGCACACUUGGUGCCUCAUCAACAGGAUAUUCUAGUAAAGACUCUCCUGGCUUAACGGAUCUGUCAAGGGAGACCACCAGCUUACGAACAAAAAUGGCUUCUAGCCAGCAUCUGAUGCUCAAUCAUUCUUGCUCACCAGUUCUCCCAGGAAGCACUGCUGAAGGGCUGUCACUCAUCAAAUCUGAAUGUGGGGACCUCCGGGACAUGUCAGACAUCUCUCCAUACUCAGGCUGUACAAUCCAGGAGGGACUGUCCCCAAAUCACCUGAAGAAGGCCAAACUGAUGUUCUUCUACACGCGGUACCCAAGCUCCAGCAUGCUCAAGAUGUACUUCUCAGAUGUGAAGUUUAACAGGUGCAUCACGUCUCAGCUGAUAAAGUGGUUCAGUAACUUUAGAGAGUUCUACUACAUCCAGAUGGAGAAGUUUGCCAGGCAGGCCAUAAAUAACGGUGUGGCAGCAGUUGAUGAUAUCAUUGUGAGCCGUGAUUCAGAGCUCUACAAAGUGCUCAACAUGCACUACAAUAAAGCAAAUGAUUUUGAGGUCCCUGAACGUUUCCUGGAGGUAGCUCAGAUAACAUUGCGUGAGUUCUUCAGUGCUAUAGUGGCUAGUAGAGAUGUGGAUCCAUCAUGGAAGAAGGCCAUUUAUAAAGUUAUCUGCAAACUGGACUCUGAGGUUCCAGAGAUAUUUAAAUCGGCCAAUUGUCUUCAAGAACUCUUGCAAGAGUAAUGUGUUAAAAACUUCAUAGAAUUUUUUUCAAAUGUAUAUUGAUAAUUUGAGAUGCAGGAUUUUACCUGUUUUUUUCUGCCUUUUCACAAUUUAAUGUAUUAUAUGAAGUAGCAUUAUAUUUAUUGUUUUUGUUUUUAUUUUUUCAUUGGGUAACCUUUACUGUGUCUCUCUACAGUCCAUGCAGGCUAUUGAUUGUGAAUCUCACAGUCCUGGGGCCUCGAUUACAAAAUGUGCAUAUACACAGAUUUGAUUUUAGAGUGUGCAUACACUAAAAUACAUACCAACAUUCAAAUUACAGAGGAAAAGUGCUUAGUGCCACAUCAGGGUAUAAUCAGAUGUAUGCACUUUUCCUUGUGGUACAGCCAGAGUUCUGCAAGUAUUUGGAUAUGUAAGCAAUUCUUAUUGCUCGCCAUACUCAAGUAAAGGAUUUGGACAUUGACUGAUGCUCUGUUAGAUCAGUGGUUCUCAGUUCAGCCUCGUUCAGACUGUCAGCUCAAAUCCAGUUUUUGUGCAUAUCCAAUUUGAAUCCGAUCAUAUUUAGAUCGAAUAGCUAUCCGAUUGUGAAAAGACCAGGUGUAAAUGCCCUCCGAAAAGCAUUCGAGACGGAUAUAAAACGGAUCGCUCAAACCACUUCAGGAGGUGGUCUGGGAUGCAUUCCAGAUGAAACUGGACAAGUGUAAAUGCAUCUAGAUGUUGAAAAAAUCUAAUUUGGACUGACAAUCUGACCAAGGCAUCAGUCCUGGCGACCACCCGCUCUGCAUAUUUUGCAUGUUUCUCUCAUUUAACAAACCUGAUUCAGAUAACAAUCUCCUGUCAAGAUAACAAGAUCCUUCAGAUAACAUGGCCCCUACACAGUGUUUAUUGCUCCCAAGUUUACUUUACUUCGGAACAUUCAUUCACAGAUUUUCACUAUGCCACUGCCUGCUGCAUCUUCACACACAGACUAUACUCAUAAGAAGUGUGACUUAAUAUACCUCAUACAAAUUAUAUAUAAUAAUAUACCAAAUACAAAUUAAAUUCAUGUCUCACACUCUUUAAAACCCUAUGAAUGGAAUAUAUUUGCUCUCUUCAAAUUAGAAUCAUGGUGUUAUAUCCUGUGAAGUCCACGCCACAGGGCACUAACGGUCAAAUAGUAUAAACGUCUGACAUAAUAAGAGAUACAUACAGAGCCGGGGGUCAUGAGGAUUGAUGAUCAAAUGUAUGACAGUUUCUACGCAACAUUUUAUAAAAGAGGCCCCAGGGGUCUAAUUCUUUGUACCUCACUUAAUACAUCUGAAAUGAUUUGACCUGUGCCAGAUCUUCUUGUUAUAACUGAUCUCUGGCUAAUUUGUUUUUUUUUUAUGAAUUUGCAGAUUUGAUUUAAAAUAUCUGGAUUAGGAUUAGGAGAUUACGGUGCACCCUGUUGAUCACAAAGGGCAAAUAUGUUUAUAAUCAAAAACCCUGCAAACAAAAACCCUUCAAAUGGCAAUGGUGACAUGAGCAAAUAUAUAUAAAAUAACUCUGCUUUGCUGAAAAUACAGGAUUGUGUUAAAUACAGUAGCUUAAACAUUGCCACUGAAUCAGUAUGUAAUCAGUGACACUGAUUAUAUACUAUAUCACUGUAAAAAACUGUGCUAUAAAAUAAUGGUAAAAUACUGGUAGCUGUGGUUGCCAACAUUGUACUGUUAAUUUACAGCUCUUCAUUGUUACAGUAUGUUACGGUUAUUAUACCAUGUGGUAACUCAUUUCAUUUGGAAACCGAUUGUUUCAAACCAUUCAAGUUUAAAAAACGAAUGUUUAUAUGGUGUUAGUACAGUGAACUUUUUUCAUUUGAGUACACUAAGAAAUAUUUCUUACUAUAAAACCACAAACACAAAGUAUAAUAAUAAAGCAACCAAAACAUGACUUUUAGUCAAAUCUUCAUGGAUUGUCAUUAACUAGCACACAUUUAUAUACUAAAAUGCUUAGUAAAGAAAUCAUCACUGUAUUACAACUCCACACUUACUGUCUUUUAAUAAAGCAGCAGAACAUCAGUGUUUGUGGCUCAUCAUUGACUGAAGCACAGGCUCUAAUCUCCAGCACAAUGGUGACCCACAAAACUACAUUAACAGAUCUCUCUUUUGUAAAAAAACACAUUAAUACAGUUCAGUUCAAUAUUUACUCUCUUUAUCAGUUUGUCUAUAAACUUUUUUCUAUGAAUAUUCACUAAUAUUUCAGUGAAAUUAACUUGUUUUGUUUGGUAAAUCUGACUUGUGUUUUACUGUAUAUUGCUGUUUUUUCCAUGAAUUAAACUGGCAGCUUUGGUUGCCAACAUGUUA
Molecule: messenger RNA, 4425 nt
Organism: Cyprinus carpio (common carp)
Lineage: Eukaryota; Metazoa; Chordata; Actinopteri; Cypriniformes; Cyprinidae
Product: prospero homeobox protein 1-like
Biological process (GO): regulation of transcription by RNA polymerase II
Cellular component (GO): nucleus
Molecular function (GO): RNA polymerase II cis-regulatory region sequence-specific DNA binding; DNA-binding transcription factor activity, RNA polymerase II-specific
Source: RefSeq, a predicted model, not a curated record